AUGAUUUUUAUAUUAUUAAUAGUCUUAUUGGUUUUUAUAGUUUAUUUAAAUAAAAAUUUUUAUUUAAAAAAAAAUAAUGCAAAGUACCCAAAUGGACCAUUAGUUUUACCAAUUAUUGGUAGUCUUUAUAGAGUUAGCUUCAAAACACCACAUUUAUCAUUUAAAAAUUUAUCGCAACAAUAUGGAAAAAUUUUUUCUAUUAAAAUGGGGUGUGUGGAAACAAUCGUUAUCAAUGAUAUCAGCAUUCUUCAAAAAACAUUCCGUGAUAAACCAACUAUUUUUCAACAAAGAUUCUGGCUUCCAUCAUUUUAUAAUGUGGGGGAAUACAGAGAUAUAGUUUUUUCAAAUGGACCAUACUGGAGAGAAAUAAAAAGUAUUUUAAAGAACUCUUUAACAAAAACAAAAUCACGUAGUAUGGAAGAUUUGUUUAAUAGCGAGUGUUCAAAAGCUGAGCAAUAUAUAAUGAAAAAAAUUAAAGAAAAUAAUAAUAUUGUUGAUAUGAUGAAAACCACCAAAAGACUGUUGUUAAAUAUUAUGGUAAAAUUUUUAUUUAACAUUUCAUUUGAAUAUGAUGAUGGCUCGUUGUCUAAAGAGAUCUUUGACUUUGUUAAAAGUUACAAUUUAAUUUUUGAGUAUCUAGCAAAACAACCUGGUGACUUUAUUCCAUUGUUAAGACCAUUUGAUACACACGACAAAAUAGCAAAAGAGUACUCAAAUCUUUUAAAGUUUUUUACCCCCUUUAUAGAUGAAACUUUAAAAAAUAUUGAUAAGGAAAAUCCAAAAUGCUUUUUAGAAUACUUACUCAUUGAAAUUGAAAGGGACCCCAAUAGUAUGAUUAAGCCAGAGUCUAUUCCACAUAUUUGCUUUAGUAUUAUUGUUGCUGGAAGCGAUACUACAGGUACAACUUUGGAAUGGAUGAUUUUAUAUUUAUCUAACUACCCUAACAUCCAAGAAAAGCUACAUUGCGAAAUCAAUUCAUCUCAUCAUCCAACUUUAAAAGAAAAGAAAAAUUAUCCAUUUUUAAGAGCAGUCAUUAAUGAAACUUUAAGAAUUUCUCCACCUGCUCCAUUUGCACUUCCACAUAUCUGUUCAGAGGAUACUAUAGUUAGUUUUAAUGGUCAUGAUUAUUUUUUCCCAAAAUAUACACAAAUAAUUCCAAAUCUUUAUGGUGCUAAUAGAAAUGAAAAUGAAUUUGAUGAUCCAAAUACAUUUAAUCCAGAUAGACAUCCCUCUUCCACUGCAUCUCAUGUCUCUUAUUCAUCAGGUCCUAGAUCUUGUCCAGGUGAGAAUAUGGCAGAUGAUAUUUUAUUUGUUGUCUCUACAAGAUUAUACAAAUAUUUUAAAUUUGAAAGAACUACAAACCAACUGUAUGACGAAUAUGGAGUCUUGACAAAAACCUUAACCCCAAAAGACUAUUUGUCAAAAGUAACAUUCAGAAGUUAA
This is a messenger RNA of Dictyostelium purpureum, 1443 nucleotides long. RefSeq lists its product as uncharacterized. The coding region runs from base 1 to 1443 and encodes 480 amino acids. Lineage: Eukaryota; Evosea; Eumycetozoa; Dictyosteliales; Dictyosteliaceae. Gene Ontology annotation, molecular function: monooxygenase activity; iron ion binding; heme binding. The transcript has 6 exons. The record is from RefSeq and is a predicted model, not a curated record.